Cadophora gregata is the source of this 1284-nucleotide messenger RNA. RefSeq lists its product as uncharacterized. The transcript has a single exon. The record is from RefSeq and is a predicted model, not a curated record. The coding region runs from base 1 to 1284 and encodes 427 amino acids. Lineage: Eukaryota; Fungi; Ascomycota; Leotiomycetes; Helotiales; Ploettnerulaceae.
AUGGGCAAGUACGGCAAGGCCGUCAAGGACGGCGGCAGAAUGGUGCGAGAUGAUUCGGAAUCGCUGCGCAAGGGUGCGGUCAAGAAAAAUCCGACAAAGAAGCCCAUCGCCAAGACAGCAACAGCAACAGCAACAGCAACAGCAACAGCAACAGCAACAGCAUCAGCAACAGCAACAGCAACAGCAAAAGCUGAUGUAGAGUCUGUUGUUCCUCUCAGACUCCAACAACUUGCACUCAACAUCUUCAAAGAUACCUUCCCGGAAGUUUUGACCUCCCAAUCUCUGCCUGCUUUGCUGCAAGAGGUCAAAGGUCGACUGUACGAAAGAGAUUUCGAAGGAGCAUUUGGCCGAAAGGACUACCUCGAGGCCUACUCUGUUCGGUGGAGUCCCAGCCGAGCCCUUUGCUACCAGAAUAUCCUGGUCGACCUUCAGCAACACCUCAGGGAGAUAUUCCCAACUUGCUAUAGUGAGAAGACAACAGAUAUCGCUUGCUUGCGUGCCAUAGCUUUUGGUGGUGGUGCCGCUGAGGUUGUUGCAUUUGGUGCUUUCCUUCGACACGUGCGUGGGACUCUCCAACAAAAGACCAUCCAUGGUGCGGAUCUCAAGUUAGAAACCCUCGCAAUCACAGAUGCUGUUCCCGGAUGUUCACCGCUCAGGCACAAGUCCGAUUCGGCAGAGCCAGAAAUCGAACUUGUGCUUGUGGACAGUGCGGGUUGGGAGGAUGUUUGUCUCAAACUCGGCCGCGGGCUCACAACAACUCCCAUCCUUUCGAAAUACGCAAAUGCUGCAGCCAGGGAGGCAAAUUUUCCCUUGCUGGAUGUCGGAAGUCUCAAGUCAACAUUCGUUUUGGAAAACGCACUCCAGUUAGAUCAGCAUCAGAUUCUCAAGUUAGUUGGGGGGACGGAAGCACUUAUCACGCUUCUCUUCACCUUGAACGAAAUGUAUACAGCAUCGAUCAGCAAGACCACCAAAUUCCUUCUCAACUUAACAUCCGCUGUCAAGCCGGGCACUUUGCUGCUCAUAGUUGACAGUCCUGGGAGCUACUCGGAAACCAUGGUUGGUCCGGCUGGUGAGACAGAAGCACCUAAGAAGUAUCCAAUGAAGUGGUUGCUUGAACAUACUCUGCUUGGAAACGAAACACCAAGAAGUGCAGAAAGUCAAACCAGCCUCUGGGAGAAAGUUGAGUCAGACGACUCAAGAUGGUUCAGAAUUCACGAAACCCUCCGAUAUCCGAUAGCCAUCGAGAAUAUGCGGUAUCAAUUGCACCUCUAUCGAAAGAUAUGA